AUGAUCGACGGAGCCGCCAUCGGCAGGAGCCCCGUGAUAUCAUCAUGGCACGGAUACAAUCCAGCCUCCUCACAGCAGCAGUGUUUACAGGCUGUACAGACCAGCCUACCGACUACAGACGGGGACAGGGAGCGGCGGCGAAGCAUGGCGCUAAGAACAUCCACGAAGCAGGCCUCCGACGCGAUGGACAUUCGGGAGGCGGUGAAGGCCUCCGUCGCGGCGGAGAGCAAGGACAGCAAGCUGUGGGGCUUCGUGCCCAACUGGUUCCGCACCACGGUCGGCCCCCUGUUCCUCAUCCUCGUCCCGCCCUUCUUCGUGGUGUUCUGGUGGCACCUCCUCGUGAGCCACAGCGGGAGCUGGGUCUCCCUCUGGGGGGACCUGAAAGCGGCGGGGCCGGAGUACGUGCUCGACGUCGUGCCGAGCCCUGUGGACCCGGCCGCGUGGAAGUACAUCCUCGGAUUCGGGGUCUUCGAGAUCUUGCUCAUGGUCGGUCUCCCCGGCAAGGCCUUCCGCGCCAACCCCACCGCCACCGGACACAUCCCCGUGUACAAGGCGAACGGCAUGCUCUCCUACCUCGUGACGCUCGCGACGCUCUGCGCCCUCGUCGCCACCGACAGGCUGGACCCUAAGAACGUUUACGACAAGCUCGGCGAGAUCUUCACCGGACUGUCGGUGUUCUCCCUCUUCUUCGUUCUCCUCCUUACCGUCAAGGGCUUGUACUUCCCUUCCACCGACGACAGCGGCAGCAACGGCAGCUUCCUCCAGAACUACUGGUGGGGCACCGAGCUAUACCCCCGCGUGUUCGGAGCGGACGUGAAGAUGUUCACGAACUGCCGGUUCGGGAUGAUGUACUGGGCCGUAGGCGCGGUGAUCUACGCUUACACGCAGCAGCAGAUGUACGGGAAGCUGUCGAGCAGCAUGGCGGUCAGCGUCAUUCUCCAGCUCACCUACAUCACCAAGUUCUUCCACUGGGAGAUGGGGUACAUGAACAGCAUGGACAUCCAGCACGACCGGGCGGGCUACUACCUGUGCUGGGGCUGCCUGGUCUGGGUGCCGGCCGUGUACUCCUCCCCGGGCAUCUACCUGGUCAAGCACCCUAUCUCCCUGGGCUGGUACGGCGCCUCUGCUAUCCUGGCGCUGGGGCUGCUCUCGAUCUGGGCCAACUUUGACGCCGACAGGCAACGCCACGCCUUCCGACAGGCCAAGGGGGACAUCAUCGUAUGGGGCAAGCCGGCGAAAUACAUCACGGCGGGCUACAUCAACGCCCGCGGGGAGAAGGCCUCCUCGCUCCUCCUGUGCACCGGCUGGUGGGGGGUGGCCCGCCACUUCCACUACCUCCCCGAGAUCACGGGGGCGUUCUUCUGGACGGUUCCGGCGUUGUUUGAGACUCCGACGCCGUACUUCUACGUGGUCUUCCUGGUCCUGCUGCUGACGGACAGGGCGUUCAGGGACGACACUCGCUGCCGCGGAAAGUACGGCAAGCACUGGGACAAGUACUGCGCGCAGGUUCCGUACAAGAUUGUGCCCGGUAUUUUGUGAGCCACAAUAUGAGUGUUUUUUAAAGCGUUCAUUUUCGGAGAGGCAUCGGAGCGACUUGUUCAUCCCCCCCCCCGC
Ectocarpus siliculosus is the source of this 1614-nucleotide messenger RNA. NCBI's taxonomy places the organism in Eukaryota, Phaeophyceae, Ectocarpales, Ectocarpaceae. The record is from the annotation of a GenBank genome assembly.